Messenger RNA from Panthera uncia (snow leopard), 26510 nucleotides. RefSeq names its product G protein subunit gamma 10 (gene GNG10). Gene Ontology annotation, biological process: G protein-coupled receptor signaling pathway. Gene Ontology annotation, cellular component: heterotrimeric G-protein complex. The record is from RefSeq and is a predicted model, not a curated record. NCBI's taxonomy places the organism in Eukaryota, Metazoa, Chordata, Mammalia, Carnivora, Felidae. Gene Ontology annotation, molecular function: G-protein beta-subunit binding. The transcript is spliced from 3 exons. The coding region runs from base 4 to 210 and encodes 68 amino acids.
GCCAUGUCUUCCGGGGCCAGCGUGAACGCCCUGCAGCGCCUGGUGGAGCAGCUCAAGCUGGAGGCUGGAGUGGAGAGAAUCAAGGUCUCGCAGGCAGCUGCAGAGCUUCAACAGUACUGCAUGCAGAAUGCCUGCAAGGACGCCCUGCUGGUAGGUGUUCCAGCUGGAAGCAACCCCUUCCGGGAGCCCAGAUCCUGUGCUUUAUUCUAAAGGCUGCUGGUCAUGGGACAGGAGGUCUGCGUACUGCUGCUGCUUGAUCUUCUGGACAAUGGUUUCUGCCUCCCAGGUGGGAAGGUCCACACAGUAGUUCAGAUCACCAAGCCAGAAGAGGUGGGUAAAGUGGUGAGUGGUGUUAAAAGGACUGUUUCUUGUCUCCCAGAGCAGAAGCCAGAGAAUGUUCAUAUAGUUUUGGUUUUGCCUGAGUUUCUUUUCACUUCCAGAAGUUAAAUGGCUGUUAACAAAGCCCUAGGAGGUUCUGUUGAACAUAAAUGACACCCCCACAGCUCCCUUGUUUCUCAGCGUGUUGGCGAUGCCUGUCUUCACAUUGUUGGUGCAGAUGUGACUGAUGUGGUUCUCAUGCUCCGGCUUGGCCAGCACUACGAUUUGGAUAUUCCAGAGGGUGUGGAUGGCAACUGUUUAAAAAGUCAUGCUGGUGAUUUCUUGCAGGGAGUGUCUGAGUAUCUGCAGCCACUCCUUCUCUCCCAUGGGGUCUUCCUGGGUGCUGAUCACGUAGAUGUCAUGAGGGAUGUAAUCGGCAGAGUCAUCCUGAGUCUUUCCCUGCCCCUUGGAGAGAAACCAGAACGUGAUCUUCUUGGGGGGGGGGGGUGUUACCCAUGUUCCAGGUGCUGAUGAAGAUGGUGAUCAUGUCUGGCUCUGCUUGCUCCAAGUACUUAUUCUUCAUCUCCUGGAGAAGCUGGCAGAAACCUUCUCUCUUUUUGGAAUCAGCAAAAACAUAUUCCUUCCACAAGGUCUUAUCCUUCUCAGUUUCCACCAAAAUCACCAACUUGUUCAGAAACGUCUGAGACUUGAUGAGCUGCAGGAUCUUAUUGUGGCUGUAGAACUUGUCCUCAGAACCAUCCUUGAACUUCUUAAUUAUCAGUUUCCCAGACUCAACAUCAACUUUGAGCUGCAGCUUCUGAGGAAUCCCCAGGGAUUCUGACUUUACCUCAAAGGUGACAGGAAGGAUGAGGGAACGUUGAUGGGGAGACUUGGUGCCUUCAUGCAGCAAGGCCUUGACCUUGUCUUCAAUGGGGGUCAAGAUACUCGUCAGUUGGCUGACCUUGGCCACCAUGUUGACUGGAUUGGCCUCACCAGGCACCUGAGGCCAUGGAGGGAGGCAAGGGGAUUGCUGCUGGUCAAACAGCCUCUGCAGAGACUCCAGGGAGGGGAGAGUCUGGGUGACUUUGCUGGGAGCAGGAGACUGAGCAUGAUAUUCUUAAGCAGGCUGUUCUUUAGGAGUCGAAGAAUAUUCUUCACGGCAGAAGCAAACAUUUUAAUCAGUAUUGUUUAAUCAUUUAAACAAUAGCUUUAAAAAAUUUUUUUUAAGUGUUUAUUUAUUUUUGAGAGAGAGAGAGAAAGAGAGGUAUGCACAAGCAUGGGAGGGGCAGAGGAUGAGGGAGAAAGAAUCUGAAGCAGGCUCCAGGCUCUGAGCUGUCAGGCCAGAGCCCAGUGCAGGGCUAAAACCCACGGAUUGCAAGAUCAUGACCUGAUCCAAAGUUGGAUGCUUAACCAACUGAGCCACUCAAGUGCCCCAACGGCGGUAGCUUUUUUAACAUCAUGUUGACAAUGGGUAAAAGAAUAGAGGGAGUAAGCAACAUCAGUUCAUUUUUCCAGACUGGGCAGAACGGUGUGAGCAGCUGUAGUCUGCUGUUGUCUGAUGAAUAUAGAGAAGCAGGAGUUUAAAUGAAGGGAGAAAUAACACUGAGUGGACUGGAGUAGGGCAAUGGAAAGGGGCAGAGGCAGUGAAUGGGGGCGUUCCAGGCCCAGGAGUAACUUGAAAGUAGGAAUGGCAUGAUGAAACAUCUGAAACAAGUGAAGAAAAUAACAUGGGAAAUCAGGUAUGUCCUAGAUACUCAGAAAAGGCUUCAAGUUCACUUAAUUUGAAUGCACUUUAAAAGCAUACAGCAUACCUGAUGCUUGAAUUUCAAUGACCUUGUCUACUUUCCUUUCCUGACUUAUUUUCUCUACGGCUUUAUUAGUACAAACAAUGGGACUUUCUUCUUGAAGAGUCAAGGAAUGUUCUUCUUUAUCUUGAAAUUCUAAUAAAAAAUAUUAAUUUGCAUUAUUCAGGGAAACUUAAUGUCACUUUACUUAAAAUGAUUUGAUAUAAUAUGAUAAUUGUUAAAGUUCUUCCUUGAAAUAUGUCAGUAUUAAAGUGAACAACUAUUCAGGUCAAUGGACGUAACAACAGUGCUGGGUAGGAAGCUGAAUGACCAUAACAGAAAGAAUCUUGGCAUCAAAUCACUGUUUCAGUCUCAAUUCUGACACUAGCUUCAGUGUCCUCAUAUGUAAAAUACAGAUAAAUAUACCUAUUGUGAAUACUGUUAUAAGGAAUAAAUACCAAGUACAGUUCCUGACAGCUAAAAGGCACAUACAGCUCAACUUCAUUUCUCUGUGACUUCCCAUAUACCCUUCCUUCUGCUAUUAAUUCUUUCCUAUGCCCCAAGCCCUCCCUAUCUCCAACCUUUUUUAAUUAGGUCAAUUCUUACCACUCACCCUUUAGGUCUCAGGCAUUUUCUCUGAGCCUAUAAGCUUCUCAAGGUCAGCAACAGUAUCAUAUUUAUCUCUAAUAUGUAAUUUAGUGCCUGGCAUACAGUUCAUUUGUCUUCCUUCUUUUCUAAGUAGUGUGGAGGAUUACAAAAUAUAUAUAACUAAUUAAUUUAUUUAUAGUUACUUAUUUUAACUAGAUAGCAAAGUUAUCUAUUAAUAAUGAUUACCAGAUAAUUUUAGAAACAUAAUACCACCUUGAAACAUUUUAAUAUAUGAACUUCAAAUAUAUGGUGAAAACAAUGGAGUAAAAUAUCCUAAACUAGAUUAUGUUAUUAUUUUCAAGUAUAUUUUUCAUUAGCUAUAAAUAAUUGGAAUGGUUAUGAUUAAAUAAUACUAAUUACUAGAGUUUUUGAGGGGGCCUAAUAAGUUGUAACAUUCUUUGUUGCCCCUGAAUUAAUUAUAAAAUAAGGGAAGAAGUAAAAUAUAUAUACCAAAACAUUACCUUUAUUACUAACAAAGGCUAAGUUGGAAAAAGGAGCUUAGUUUGAGAAUCAAAUGGGCUGGCUGUGGACAGCAGAAUUCCACAUUAACAAUAUAUAAGAUGGUAAGACCUAAGUAUGCUGUGACUCUCACGCAUAUAUAUUCUUGUACUUAAUUCUUCUGAGUAACUUAUAUCAAACAUAUUCUACAAUAUCUAUUUUUCCUUUUUUACCAGAAGUGAAAUGAUAUGAUACAUACUACCUUUGAUAUGGUUUUAAGCAGUGAAUGUAAAACAGUUACAACUCAGACAGAAACUCUUUGUUAAAGUUAAAAAGAGUAAUAAGCAAUCAAAUGGGCAAAAUGUUCUCAAGUACACAUUAUAAGUUAUAAUACUGAGAACUGUCAGCUAAAAGAGAAAAAACAAUGGCAGAACAAUCAACAAAAGUUAGAAAUACCAUGAAUCUGUAUGGCCAAGUUGUAGAAAUCAAGUUUUACAAAUAGUGACUUUUUUACAAGUUCAAAUGCACUUUUAAAUUUUUUGGAAAAUACAUAUCUACAUCUAUGUCUAAAUACAUAUACAAAUAUCCACAUCGAUCUCCAUACUCAAUAAGUAUCAUGAAUGAAAGAUGUUUUCUUUGGCUUUGAAAAAUAAUAUAUUCUAUUUGAAAGAGCUUUAUUUCCUUACCUUCUGUAGUAAAUUAUAUAUUUAGUCCUUAAAGCUAUCAUAUUUAUGUCAUACUAUUACUAAGUUACCCACCAUCAUUUUCUUUACUGCCCGUGAGUUCAGUCUUUGAGGUGCAAGUUCUAUGUUUAUUUCGCAGUACAAUAAAGUCAUUCAAAAGGUCCAAAUCAUUCUUCCAUUUUCUACCUUGUUUAAAAGAUGAUUUUUCAAUUUUUGGAGAGGAAGAUGAUUCAAUAGAUGGUACUGUGCAGUUAAGUUCCAAGUAAUCUUCAUUUUCUUUAUUUUGGCUUAUUCUAUAAACUAAUUCUAGAUCAUUCUUUGGUUUUUCUUCUUUUGUUGGUCUUUUAACAGAUAUAUAGUCAUCAGAAAAACACAGGUCUGGUAUUUCUUUUGCCAGAGAUGAAAUCUUUUGUGGGAGCAAUAAAUGAUCAUUUGUAGAUUUCUCAUUAAUAAGUACAAUAGGUGAGGAACAACUUUUAUAUUCUAGCCAUGCUGAAAACAGAAAAUAAAAAUAUCCAAAUGACAUCCAUGAAUAAAUGGGUGCUCUGCUAGGGUAUUAGGAUAACUUUUAUUUAUAGGUUCUUAUUAAUAUAAUUUGAUCCUGAAAAGUACUUUGUUUAUUGCUUUGAAAAUCAAUUUUGUCCUGAAUAAAAUAAAUUUUUUAAAAGGGCAAAAUUUCUGCACCUUUUUUUCUUACUACUGGAGUUAGGUUACCAGGUAAAGAAUUCCAGAAAAGUCCUAUUGCCAAUAGGCUUAGAAUUAAGUCUAAAGGUCAAAAACUUAGGUAUCAAGCAAUUGACAGAUCAGAAGAAUAUACUUAUAAUACAUAUACUUGAAAAGAACUGUAUCCAAUAUAUAUAAAAACUCUCCUAGUUUAAUAUUUAAAAAGCAAAUCCAAUUUAAAAUUUGACAAAAUAUUUGAACAAUACUUCAUAUAUGUACAUGCUACAACAUGGAUGAAUCUUGAAAACAUACUAAAUGAAAGAAGCCAGUCACAAAAGACCACAUAUUGUAUGAUUCCAUUUAUAUGAAACAUCCAGAAUAGGCAAUCUAUACAGGCAGAGAAUAGAUUAGUGGUUCCACAGCUGGAGAAAAUGGGGAGUGACUGCUAAUGGGUACAAGAUUUCUUUUGAGCGAUGACAAAAAUGUUCUAAAAUUGACCAUGGUGAUGAUUACACAACUUUGUGACUAUAAUAAAAACGACUGUAUGGUGUACUUUAGAGUUGUAUGGCAUUUGAAUUAUAUUUCAGUAAAGCUAUAAUAUAUUUUUUAAUGUUUACUUACUUAUUUUGAAAGAGAGAGAGAGAGCGAGUGAGCAGGGGAGGUGCAGAGAGAGGGAGAGAGAGAGAAUCCCAAGCAGGCUUUGCAUUGUCAGCAGAGUCCAAUGCAGGGCUCGAACCCAUGAACCACGAGAUCAUGACCUGAGCCAAAACCAAGAGUUGAAUACCCAACUGACUGAGCCACCUAGAAGCCCCUAUAAUAUAUUUUUUAAAGCAAGAUAUACAAAUGGCCAAUGACCAUGUUAACUGAUGUUCAUCAUCAUUAGUCAUCAGGAAAAUACAAAUUAAAAGCACAAUGAGAUACUACAACACACCCAUUAGAAUGGCUGAAAUUAAAGGACUGUCAAUACCAACUGUUGGCAAGGAUAUAGAAUAACUAGAACUCUCACACAUUGCUAAUGUGAAUGCACAAUCUUGCAACCACGUUGGAAAACAAUUUACUAGUUUCUUAUGAAGUUAAAUAUACACCUACCAUAAGACCCAGUAAUUGUACUCAUAGGUAUUCAUUCAAGAGAAAUGAUAACAUAUGUUCACAAAAAGACUUCAAUAAGAAGAUUCAUAGAAGUUUUAUUCCUAACUUUCCCUAUAAAAACCUGGGAAAUAAAUCCAGGAGAGUGGAUAAACAAACUGGGGUACAUCCAUAUGAAAAAUUCUUCAGUAACAAGAAGUGAAUAGUGAUACACACAGCAUUGUAAAUGAAUCUCAAAAAUGUUAUGCUGAGGGGCGCCUGGGUGGCUCAGUCGGUUAAGCGUCCGACUUUGGCUCAGGUCAUGAUCUCGCGGUCCGUGAGUUCGAGCCCCACGUCGGGCUCUGUGCUGACAGCUCGGAGCCCGGAGCCUGUUUCAGAUUCUGUGUCUCCCUCUCUCUGACCCUCCCCCGUUCAUGCUCUGUCUCUCUCUGUCUCAAAAAUAAAUAAAGGUUAAAAAAAAUUAAAAAAAAAAUGUUAUGCUGAGUGGAAGAAGCCAAACACAAAGGAGUUACUAUAUGAUUCCAUAAAUGAAAUUCUAGAAUACUGAAAACUAAUACAUAGUGACAGAAGGUAGACCAGUGGUUACCUGGAGUCAGGGGUGAAGGUUAGAAGAAGAGAGGGGUGGGAACUACAGAAUGCAAAGGAGCACGGGGAACUUUUUGGGUGAUAGAAAUAGUCUAUAUCUUCAUUGUGGUGGUAGUUUCAUUGGUAUGCACAUUUGUCAAAAUCCAUAAGACUGUACAGUUAGAAUGGGUACAUUUUAUUAUAUGUAUAUUAUAUCUUAUAAAAUUUAUUUAUAAAUUUUUAUUCUUAAAAAAGCUUAAAUGCCUAUAGGCCCAGAUAAAUAAGGUAUGUUACUGAGGGAAGUAUAUGCUUAAAUCAUAAUCUUUUUUUUAAUGUUUAAAUGUUUGAAAUUUUUUUAAAUGUUUACUCAUUUUUGAGAGAGAGAGAGACAGUGCGAGCAGGGGCAGGGCAGAGAGAGAGGGAGACACAGAAUCCAAAGCAGGCUCCAGGCUCUGAGCUGUCAGCACACAGCCAGAUAUGAGUCUGGAAUCCACAAACCGCAAGAUCAUGACCUGAGCCAAAGCUGGCCACUUAAAUGACUGAGCCACCCAGGAGCCCCUAAAUCAUAAUCUUUAGGAUGAUAAAUUUUGAACUUUUUUCUUCCAAAAUGUAGAACUUUUUUCUUGCAAUAAUUGUUUUUGUUUUUGCUUUUAUUAGAGAUACUGGUAUCAGAAACAUUUUACUUUCCUCUUAAUUACACUAAAUGUAAGAUAAAAGUGCAAAAGUAAUGCUAAACGCCAAUUAACACCUGGCCUCAAUUUAUGAGUCAUGGGAACUGUGGCAAAUUGGAGGUGGGUGAGCUGCUAUAGGCCUGUCUAAAGAGGUGAGCUGCUAUUGGCUCCAGGCAGUUGUUGCCAUAUAAGAAUAAGGGUCUGGUCUUUGAAAUUUUAAAGACAAUCUCAAAAUACAUGUCAUUUAUGUGUAACCCUCCAAAUUGUAAAUGUUGGUAACUAAAUAAAAUACCAGGACCUGAGUGCUACCAGUUUGCAACCUCUGAGAUAUUUUCUAGAGAUAUCCUGGUAUGUUUAGUAGGCAAAUAUGAACUGUUUAUCAUUUCACUUUUCUGAAUAUUUUCUUCUACUAUUUAAUCAGCCCUAUCCUGACAACUUGGUAAUGAGUUCUUGAUACUAUUACUGCUUUUUAGACUUCAGAAUUAAACUAUCAUCAUAAUUCUAUUGGAUAUCAAGGUGAAUCAUAUGUUUUAUUUUAACCUCAAAAUAGUUGCAUAUCAUAAUAAAGACUUUACUAGUCUUAUAGAUUUAAUACAUUAUUCUGGAAAUUUGAAGACCCCAUAAAAUCUUCCUCUCCUUUUUCUUUGUCUAGCAAUCUGACUUAAUCUCUUUUAAAAUUAUUCUUCUACCCUGAGUAAUCAUCUAGGCCUUAGGAUAGACUGGUGUGCAUUUCUUUAACAUAGUCUAUUUAUCCUCCCUUCUACCAAAGCCCUCUGUCUUCUGUCUUUGAAACAUCUCUUUGCUGAUAACGAUUCUUGCCCCAAUUCCUAUCUCCUUAGAGCAGUCUCCUAAUAUACACAAUUUCUAAAAUUCACUUUUAAAUAUAUUAUUUACUCUAUAAUAAACUAAAAGUGAGCUUUACCAACUUCUUUAAGAUCUAAAUUCAGUAACUAUUGCACAAAGAUUUAAAAAUAAUUCAUAAAUACUUCAAAAAAGUAUAAUUCAGACUAAGAAUACUCCAUUUACUAUAGUGGCACAUAUAGCAACCAAAAUACUUGAAAGAUAGGUACUUACAAGACAUUUUUUGCUGUCUUAAAUUGUAUAAUUGUAUAAGUAACUUAAAAUGUUGAGUAAACUCUUUGGUAACAAAGGAAGAUUAUAUAUUGUUGAACACAGGUUACUACAUAUUAUUGAAUACCAAGAGUUCCCCUGUCAGAUCAAAAAAUAACAGUGCUGGUUUGUGUCUAAGCUGAUGUAGACAAACAUUGAGCUGGCAAUUAAUCACUUAUAAAAAGAAACAAAGUCACUUUAAUUGAAAAUGGCUAGAAAUUUAAAAACUGAGACUACAAAAUUUUAGGACAGUAAAUGAUUUUAGGAUGAGUUAGUCAAACUUCAUUUUUUUUCAAGGAAGAAAGUGGGGCUUUGUGAAGCUCAAAGUUAUAAAUUCUGGCAGAGCCAGAGCUAACACUGAAUGCUAGAAUUUAGUUAUAUCUUCCCAAUCACCUAAUGGAAAGCCAGUAUCAAACAUUUUCUCAUUCUGAAUAAUUCACGCAAGUGACAUUUACUAUUAUGUACUUACACUCAAAUUGAAGUACUUUUGUAGGCAAAAAUAUCUCCAUUUUAGUAUCAUCAGCAGAUAGAUCAUCAUGACACAAAUAUGCAUUCAGAUGUUCCAAAGUUUCUGUCUCCAUUAGAUUUAGUCCUUCUUUUUCCCACCACUCUGGGUUUACAGGAUCAACUACAAGGCUUUCUUCUUCAAUAGAAAAUAUCUUUUUCAAAUCUGUAACUGAAUAUUGACUAUUGGGCUCUUCAGUUCUUGGUACUUACAAAACAAUAACAAACCAAACAACAAAAAGGGACAGUCCACAGAGAAAAAGAGAUGAAAAACACAAUAAAUAGAACCGCACUGAAAAUUGCUUAUGAAAUAGAUUUUCACACAUUGGGGAAAAAAGUGAAAAUUGAAGUUAUAGCUAGCAUUUUGUCUUCAAGAUGCUAAUAUUUGUAAUACUCUAGCAGUUGAAGUUACAUAAGGGAUGUUUUUCAAUCUAUGGAAAUAUGAAGUUAAAAUUAUUCUAAUAUUUAGUAGGAGAUAGAACCAUUAUUUUGACCAUUUUAGUAAUUCCUAAAUUAAUAUAUUUAAUAAAAUUUUGAAGAAUUUAAUUAAUUUUGAAGAAUUUAAUUAAUUAAAUUAAAUUUGAGAUUCUAAUUUAUUAUAAUGAACCUAAACAAGAAGAUAUAUUUGAUCAGAUUUCAUGAUGGCUAUCAUCUUAUAUAUUGUGGCACAGAGAUUUCUCCCUCAUUACUUUAAACUAAAUAGUGCAAAUCAUAAUGUAGGGAGGAAUCAAAGUAGCACAACUACUUAAUAUUAUUAUCUGCAUUAUAAGCAUCUACCCAAAAUUAAAAUGAAAAAUUUCAAAAUCUUAAUUUAGAACUGUGAUUUUUAUAAUGACAGUAACAAUAAUAAAGAAAUAACAAAACUGACAAUACAUUUCUACUGAUCACACGUUUUCACCUUUACUUUUCGUUUAGCAUUCAAAGUUAAUUAAUCUUUACCUGUAAGCAAAAAUGGUUUCAAAGAGCUUUCUAACUGCCACACCAUACAGUAUUUGGUAGCCGAUUCUUCAGCAGUAAGCAAACUACUGAAAAAGAAGAGUUAAAGCUUAAUACAUUGAUAAUAUUGAGGCUUUUUGCAUAAGAAAAUUUAAGAAAGUUCUUUUUCUAAGUAUUUUUUACAUUCGAAAGCAGUGAAAAAUUAACUCUGUAAGUGUGUAAAGCUAAGUAGAGAGUUCCAUAAGCCAAAUUUCAAAUACUUGGUUUUCCUCCCCCUGGGAAGGUGUGGCAGUGUGUUACCUGAAUUGCUCUUGCUUGCCUAUAACUUACUCCUUCCUCUAGCUCCCUCAAUGGAACACUUCCAACUAUGAAGUGUGCCAGCACCAACCCUAUAAACCACCCCAAAUAAAAAUACAAUUUAGGUAAAAUUACUGUGUUUUCCAUAGAAAACAGUAGCUUUAACACAAGUUUUUACAAAAUGGACUUGUCCCCAAGUCCAUUUUAAACAAAUUCUGGAGCCUCUGCUGGCUGAGAGUCAGAAUUGUGAAAUGAAAGAACAGUUCUGUCUGUUCUACCUUCUCAGGAAGGUAAAAGUUUAGUCCUAAAGUUUAGUUCAGGUCCUUCAUUCUUGGUUUGUGUGUGAGUGAAUGAUUUAUGUCUGUUUGCAUGUUACAGGGUGCUAGGAGGAGAAAGGAAGAAAUAUGCAUGACAAUUAGUGUGUAUCACAGUUUAUCAGUAGCUAUGAAGUUACUAGCCUUGAUAGGGAAGAUACCAUUAAUCCAUAAACCCCUUAAUCUAUGGCUGCAAAUCUCUUACUCCAAGGCAAAAAUUGAUGGUAUUCUGUUUCUCUGUUCAUACAAAACAUAUGUGAGCAUGCUAAUUAUAAGUAUUGCUAGUUGACAGUCCUGUGCAGUACAAAGCUAGGUUUUAUGUCUAAGCUAUCCAAUUUACCCACAUAAUCCAAAAAUUUAGCAUGUGGUGGCAAAAUGUGAGAUUCUAGAUAAUUCUCGAACCUUACCAAGAUCUCUUUGAAAACCAGACACCUCAGAUUAUUGGCAAUUAAUUUAAAAAUUUUUAAUGUUUAUUUAUUUUUGAGAGAGAGAGAGAGAAUGAGUGGAGGAGGGACAGAGAGAGGGAGACACAGAAUCUGAAGCAGGCUCCAGGCUCUGGGCUCUGGGCUGUCAGCACAGAGCCCAAUCGAUGCAGGGCUCAAACUCACAAACCAUGAGAUCAUGACCCGAGCUGAAGUUGAACGCUUAACCAACUGAGCAAGUAAAGUAAAGCAAUUACUUUAAAGCAAAAGGAAGGCAAGUUAAGUCCAUCAGGAGACCAUAAUAUAAACAAAUAUUCUCACUCUUAAUGGAACUUUCUGAAGACAUAUCUGAAUUUGAUAUAUUGUUUGGUCAUAUAUAAAAAUAUGUUCACAAUUCAGUAAUCAGUGUGGAAAUAAAGUCUGAUGCUACACAGACUUUUCUUUUUAGCUCCAUAAAAUCUAGCAUAGAAGGGCGUUUGGAUGGCUAGUUGGAUAAGCGUCCAACUUUGGCUCAGGUUCAUGAUCUUGCGGUUUGUGGGUUCAAGCCCCACAUCGGGCUCUGUGCUGACAACUCGGAACCUGGAUCCUGCUUCGGAUUCUGUGUGUGUAUCUCUCUCUCUCUCUGGCCCUCUCCUGCUCGUACUCUAUCUCUCAAAAAUAAAUAAACAUUGAAAAAAUUUUUUUAAAAAUCUAGCAUAGAGCUUGACAUGUGGUAAUCACUCAAAAUAUUUACUAACUGGGUUUAUUUCCACAAAAAUGUGUUCUGAAAUAAAAGUAAUUGGGGACAUAAAAGCAAGUUAAGAGCACAAUAACAUUACAUAUUAUUUUUUCCUUCUGUUGUUUUUUUAAUUUUAACUUUUUUCUUUGUUUUUAGAUUCACAGUUGAGGUAUAAAUCUCUUUUGAAUAUAGGAAUUUUAAGAUUUUUAUAUUCAUAAACCAAAUGAAAGUGAUUUAUCUCUUGCUAAUGAAUGUAGCAGUGGUGAGACAACUUCUUUAAGUUGUUUCAAAUGGCUCUAGAACCUUUGGGCUAUUUAUUUAUUUAUUUAAAGGAAGAAGUGGUAAAACUUUAUUUGCAAGAUGUCAUGAUCUUAUAUGUUGAAAAUCCUGAAGAAUCCACUAUAAAACUAUUACAACUAAUAAAUGAGUUCUGCAGGAUGGCAGGUAUAGUACACGAGCAAUAUACUAAAGCCACUUGUAUUUCUAUAUAUUUGCAAUGAACAAUCUGACAAUGAAAUUUAGAAAACUAUUUAACCUACAAUACAACAAAAUACUUAGGAGUAAAUUUAACAAAAGAAUUGUAAAACUUAUAUUUUGUAAACUACAAAAAAUUAUUGAAUGUCCAUAAUAGACAAGUCUGUAGAGACAGAAAGUGGAUUAGCGCUUGCCUAAUGGUGAGGGUAAAGGUCUGGGAAAUGUGAAAUGACUGCUGAUUGAUACGGGUUUCUUUUUGGGGUGAUAAAGUCUGGAAUUAGAUGGUUGGACAACUGUGAAUAUAGUAAAAGCCAUUGAAUUUUAUACUUUAAAUGGAUAACAUGCAUGGUGUGUGAAUUAUGUUUGAGCAGCUAAAAAGGAGAGGAUAAGGUAGUCAAAAAUACUGACAUGAAAAGAUAUCUGUAGCUUAACAACAUAAAAGUAAGAUAUAUUUCUGGUUAAAUUUUUUCUCCCAAACACAACAGAGCUCAACUUGAAGCAUUGCAAGUUUGUUUGCAUUUUCUCUAGACUAGGUGGGUUCAUGUUCUCCUUACAAACUCUUUGAAAACUGGAAACAUUUGGCUAAUUUAAAAAAGCCUUCUUUGUUCUAACUUUAGGGAAAGCAUAAAACAUAGGAAAGACUUAACUUUCAUAAAUUCUAAUUAGACAUUUGAGUUAUAACAAUUAGAUAUAUAACUUGUAUAAUUAAAAGGAGUUUAUUAUAGUUAAGUAAAUACUUUUAAUAUCAGAUUGAAAUUCAAGAUUGUACUAAUUUCUGCUAGUUUCUGUUUCUGAUUGCCAAUCUGCCUUAACAGAUGGAUUAGGGUAUAUGGAGUAAAAGAGCACUAAAAAAGACAGUUUACAUCCUACAAAUAAAUAUCUGCACCUCAGCAAAGGGACUGAAAGUAUUUAAACAAAUUAUAUGUAGUUUCUGUACUUGUUCAAUGCUAUUUUUUAGAGCUCAUAUCUGAUAUGGGCAGUUCUGGUUCAUUGUAGAGUUCUGUGUAUCACCAAUUUAUCCCCAAAUGACACAAUUCUUUGCCAAAACAAGGUAAUUGGGAUCCUCAAUACCAGAUGCCUCCAUCUUGUGCUGUGACACCUUCCUAAGACCAUUAAUAGAAAUCUUGAGUAGCUAGGGAUGAGUUGCUCCCAAGUAACCCAACAGCAGUCUUCUCUGAUGUAUCAGUCAAUCAUAGCUAAGAACUCAAAACUCAGUAUAAGAACUCAAAACUCAAUACUCAGCUCCCAAAAUGUCCAUUCUGGGAACAAUUCAUCAGAUAUUUUUAUACUUUCUUGUAAUUUUCCUGAAAAUAUACUAUUUUGGACUCGUCACUCAUUAAGUUUCAGGAUUACAGUGGGGAACAAAGGGACUCUACUGGUUAUGCUCCUAGUUUUGUAACUAGCCUCAGAGCAGGUGAAUGGAUUCCAGGAUAGCAGAUUAAUCUAAUUUAGAAAAUAAGUUACAAAUAUGCCACAUGGUAGAAGAUAACAACCAAAGGUAUCUAAGACUCCCCUGGAGGGCAAAAAUGCUGGCUAUUAAGCUAUCUAUACAAUUUUGGCUCAAACUAGAAUACAAUGAUCCAGCCCUACAAUGUCAAUUCUGAGAUUACAGACUAUACUGUGCAGAAACAAUGGGGAAUUGAACAGAUUUGUGGAUCAAUACUUGGUUCUACAUGUCUACUUCCCCCAACACCAAUAGUACAUUGGCAGAUAAACAAGGUCAGUGGACGUCAUCUAUUAGAGAUGGGAUGUGACCCCUAGUACUCCUAGAGGAGUAAUUUGACAGCCAAAUCUAUGGAGGGACCCCUGUCCACACUGCCCUGUGAUCCUUGGCUACUCCUGGUCAGAAAGCUUUGAAAAUCUCUUAAAAGGCCUCAUAACAACCCUGAAAGGUAUAUACUAUAAAUAUCCCAAUGUUACAGAUAAGGAAACUGAGGCACAGGGCAAUUAAGGUCACAGAGCUAAUAAGUGAUACAGUCAGGCAAUCUGACUCUAGUUCAGGGCUCUUGGCUGCUUAUUAUGGGCUGAAUUAUGACCAAAAUUCAUAUACUGAAGCCUUAACUCUCAGUACCUCAGAAUGUGAUUGUAUUUGGAGACAGGGACUGUAAAGAGGUAAUUAAGUUAAAAUGAGGUGGGUGGUUAAGAUGGCUACUAAUCCAAUAUGACUGAUGUCCUUAUAAAAUUAGGAAAUUAGGACAGACACAAACAGAGGAAAGACCAUAAGAAGUUAUCUAGAAGCCAAGGAAAGACAUCUUAGAAUGAAUCCAACCCUGCUAAUAAAUAUUUUUUAAUGUUUAUUUAUUUUUAGUUAGAGGGAGAGAGAGAGAGAGGCAGAGAGAAAGGGAAAGAGAGAAUCCCAAGCAGGCUCUGUACACUCAGCACAGAGCCCCAACACAGAGCUCAGUCCCAUGACCUUGAGACCAUGACCUGAAUGGAAAUCAAGAAACCGGCGUUUAACCGGCUGAGCCACCCAGGUGUCCCACAAUUUGAGUUCUUUACUUACAUUUUAGUAGGUAAAAUGCAGUAAGUUCUUUACUUACAUUUUUUCACUAGGGGAAAAUGGAAAUGUCUGAAGUCCUGUUAAUGAAGUCAUGGAAGAAUGUUGGUUUGUUUGAUAUAGAUGAGUUAGUGGCAUUUCUAACUCGACUAGAAUACAUAAAAGUUUAAAAAAUAACAAAUUAUAUAAACCUUAAAUAAAAUUAAGUAUAAUUUAGAACUUUUUUUAUAAAUAACUAUAAUGUUGAUCAUUCUGUUAUAAUAAAAAUUUUCAAAAAUAAUUUUUCAGUAAAAAGACAUUUGGGUUACUUGAAAUACAAAAUGAUAGUUUUAAAUUUCCAUAUAAGGAAUUACACAUUUAUCUCAUGGUAUCUCAACUGUGAUAGUGGUGAUUUAAAAAAAAAUACACUGACAACUAAACUUUAUUGAGUUUACAGUAGGAAAUAAACUCUAAGAGUCUUAUAUGUAAUAACGCUUUUAAUUCUGAAACUUAUGUUGUCAGUACUACAGAGACAGUACUACUUUUAUCUCCAUACGAAAUAUUGGUGACGUUAAGUAAAUAGUAUUAAUGGAGACUAAUACUUUACCUUAAUAAAACUAGAGUCUAGGUGGCCCAACACAGAGUUACAGAUUUAUAGGGUGGGCUUGAGAAACUGAAAUUCAUUUAUUCAUAAGUAGUAGGUGUGUUUCUAUCACUUUCAUAAACAAAGCAUUAAACUUCCAAAAUGUAACUAAAUAACAGUACCAUCAACAUAGUUAAGAAGCAACACAAUUUGGCAUUACAGUGGAACAAAAGAUGAUUCAGAGUCCAAAUCUGGUAGGAUAAUAAUAAUAAAAAUGAUAGGAUUGUUUUGGGUGAUUAAAAAGUCAAAUUUACAAAAGUAUAACAAGGGUCAGCAAGAUUACUAACACUGAGAUAAAAUAUAAAAUUUUAUUUACUGAACUAUAAUAUUAUAAGAUUUCUGAUCUUAAUAUUAAUGCUAUUUCCUCCAUUCUUCCUCAAUCUUUUAGUUCUCUCUGUAUAUUAUUCAGUUUUGAUGCCAGAAGGAUAGAGUUAAUUAUCAUAACAGAUGUAAAUGGAUAGAUAAGACAAAAAAAUGACAACUUGGAUUGCAAUAAUCAAGUUUUAAAUGUGAAAACGGUCUCAUAGUAGACCUUAUAUGUGAAUGUAUUGUACUUUUACAUCACAUAGAGGUAAUCUCUGAUAAACUCAAUGAUUUAUUCAAAAUUUCUACCUGGUUGAUUGUACUCCGGUUCACUAUAGCUUUGAAUGGACAAAAUCUCUGUGGAGCUGCAUUUUAUAUCCUCAAUGCCAAUUCCAUGCUUGGUAGUAAGAUCUGAAAAGGAAGAAAGUUUACUAUCAGCAUAACUAUUACAUCAGUUUUUUGGUAAUCUUUUUCAUUCCACUGUGGCAAUGACUCUGUUUUACUUAGUAUACCAUCAGAGCCAACUGAAGGCUGGGAGUGUAACACUUCAGUAAAGUCACUUGUCCUUUACAUUAGCAUUCAUAGAUUUUGUCCUCCUAACAAGCCAGCAGGCCACUCUGCAGUUUUAAGCUCUACUAUGUUUUCAAGUUCUGGUAUGAAUUUGAUCAACUUUCUUAGACUGACUUUUCAUUCCUUUGCUUUGACUUGUAGAUUGGUCAGUAAUUCACUUGAUUUAGCCUUGUCUGCAAAGAUUCCUUUAAGUCUGUGAUCUAUUAAUGGCAAGCAUCCCUGUCCUUAAUGGACAUCAUAAAUCUCCCUUUCCUCCUCUGUAAUAUUAUACAUCUUUGAUGAUUUCAACUGGAAUUAAAUAAAAAGGUAGUUAAAUAUUUGGGCUUAAAUUGUCAUUAGAAAGAAUUCAACAAUAUUUACUAAAUCUAACUGGGAUAAAAACAUCUACAUUUUAGGUUAUGAUUCUCCCAGUCAUCUGAUUCCAUGAGUCAUAACCUCACUCUGUGCUUCUCCUUAUAUAACUAAACUCAGCAUAAGAGUUGUUAGUACUUUUUCAUUAUUUAUAAGAAAACAAUUUUAAAAAAUUAGAAUAAGCCAUAGGUGAUUUAGCUUUAUUUGUGUAAUUAUCUUGACAUGGUUAAUUUCAGAGAGGUUUUAAGUUUGCAAGUAUAUAAAGAGAAAGACAAUGAGAAAAGAAUCUCAUCAACAAUAAUUCUAAGAUUCCACCAUGUAAACUAUAGACACUUCAAAAAUCUGGAGGUUCAGAAAACAGUUUAAUCAACACAUUUUUACAACAAACAUUAUUAAGUAGUUUUACAAGUAAUAUACUUUUAAAUUUAUUCUCACCUCUUUUGAAAAGCUUUUCAUUUUCAUCUACAUAAUUUAUUAUUUCUGGCAUUAAGUUUAAUGAUUCCUUUAGUUUGGUGAGUGAUGGAAUAUCAACUUCUUGUUUGAGGCUUGUAGGUAUUAAGAAUUCACACUCAAGCAAAAUUGAUGGCUGAAAUAGUUAUAUGUAAAACAAGUUUUUAGGGAGAUUUUCCAGAUAAAUAUUUCUGGAUUCAUAAACAGAUAUAUAUAUAAUUUAUAUUAAAUUUAUAUAAUUUUAUAACUUUAACUGGUGUACCAAAUUUGAUUUAUUUAUUUACUUAUAAAGUUUAUUUAUUUUGAGAGACAGCAUCUUCACAUAAGUGGAGGAGGGGCAGAGAGAGAGGGAGAGAGAGAAUCCCAAGCAGGCUCUGCACUGUCAGUUCAGAGCCCAAUGCAGGGCUCAACCUCAUAGUGACAUCAUGACCUGAGCCAAAAUCAAGAGUUGGACACUUAACCAACUGAGCCACCCAGGCACCCCUAAUUGGUAUACCAAAUUUUAAACUAAACAUUCAAAAUUUUUAAUGUUAUGCAAAUACUUUAAAAAAACAGAGGUAUACUAGCCAAAAACGUAUUAUAAGCAAUGUUCUCAGUAAUGUCUUUUAUGGCUACUGAUUAUACUAGUGAUAUACAAUAUCCCCAGAUGCAGAAAUAUCUUCUUUUGGGUUAAUAACAAAUGUUAAAAAUUCUACGUUAAAAGCAGUAACUGCAGCAGAUCAGAGAUGGUGAUUGGGGAGAAGUAAAAAGGGUAAAUGAAAUGGAAUGGAUCUUCACUGCACUUCAUUAAAUACACUUCUCUUUCAUUCCUACAGAACUGGAUUCUAUGUGCAUAAUUCUCAGAGCUAAUGGGUGAGGAAGAGGGGGACUAGAGAAAGGGGAUAAUAAGUGAAUUAAUAUUUUCACCAUGUGUCUUAAAAUUUUUAAUUGUAAGGAAACCCUUUAAAUGCCUUAAGAUAUGGAUAUAUCUAUCUCCUUUGAAUGUUUUAAGCCCCAAAUAUAAAAUAGUUUUAGUUGUCUCAAAAAAAUGUUUAAAGUAAUUUUAUAAAUGCAUCUAAUCUAUGUGGGCCUAGUUUUUGAGUUUGCUAUGCUGCAAAAAGUUAUUUGUACUCUCAAUUGCUAAAAUUCUUUGUACUAGUAUCAUAAUAACAAUUUUGUGUGCUAUUGGAACUGUAUGCUAAAAAAGAGGGGGUGCUUUUGAGAAAUUUGAUCUUUUUUUUUUUAAAGUUAUUUUGAGAAUGAAAGAGAAAGAGAGAGUGAGCAGGGGAGGGGCAGAGAGAGAGGGGUGAGAAUCCCAAGCAGACUCCAUGCUGUCAGCAUAGAGCCUGCUAUGGAGCUCAGACUCAGGAACCAUGAGAUCAUGACUUGAGCCGAAAUCAAGAGUCAGGAACUUAACCGACUCAGCCACCCAGGUGCCCCAAAAUUUGAUCUUUAAUAUGAAAGAUGCUAUCUUCCUUAUUAACCAUUGGCAGCACCUAAAAUGAAGUCUCAGACUAUAUGUAUUCUUACUAUUUCAGUGAGAUCACUUCUCUUACAUAGUGUGUGCUGUUUUGUGUUUAACUCAUAAAUCAAAUUCAACAAUUAUAGCUUGUCUCCAUUUUGUAAAUUAGAACAUGGCCACCUAAUGUCUUAUACCAGGUAUAUUUAUUAAAAUCAUUAAGAAGGUUUUUAAAUUCACUAUACCUGGGCUGCAAAACAGACGAGUUUAAUCAGAAUAUAUCUGAGUAGGACCUAGGCUUCAGUAUUUUAUUAAAACUAUCCAAGUAAUUCCAAUGUGUGGCUAAAGUUUAGAACCACUAUCUUAAAUUUGACUCCACUAUUAAUAUAUUCAACUCAUUGCCAAAUCUUUUUAAACUUGACAGUAGUAGAUGGUCAAUGUAUUAAAAUUUAUAAAAGUGUGCUUUACUAACUUUUACAAAAAUACUACUGAAAGCAAGUAUUACAGUUUCAUUUAAACCUACUGUAUCUUCUAGUUUUUCGUGACAAAAGUUUUCUUUAUCCAUGUAAAAAUCUUCUUUCACAAAAUUUUUCAAAUCUCCUUGAAAAGAGAAAGAUUCCCUUAACAAAAAAUGAAACAUUAAGUUAGUGUUUACUAAAAGCAAGGUACAUACUAAAUGUAGUCAAUCAAACUACACAAUGAUUAAAACUGGAGUUGAGGUAAAGCAAUGAUAAAAUAUUGAUAACAUCUAGACUUGUGAGCACAUGAAGAAUAUUUUUACCUUUAUUUUUCUUUUUUAGAGGGAGAAAGCUCACACAAGUGGGGGAGGGGCAGAGGAAGAGAGAGAGAGAAUGUUACCCAGGCUCCACGCUCAGCACAGAGCCCAACUUGGGGCUUGAUUCAAUGACCCUGGGAUCAUCAUCUAAGCUAAAAAUCAAGAGUUGGAUGCUUAACCGACUGAGCCACCCAGGUGCCCAGAAUAUUUUCUCCUUUAAAAAAUAUUUAUAACCAUAAAAUACCUAGGAAUAAAUCUAACCAAAGAGGUGAAAAAUCUAUAUACUGAAAACUACAGAAAGCUUAUGAAAGAAACUGAAGACGACACAAAAAAAUGGAAAAACAUUCCAUGCUCCUGGAUAGGAAGAACAAAUAUUGUUAAAAUGUCAAUACCACCCAAAGCAAUCUACAUAUUCAAUGCAAUACUUAUCAAAAUAACACCAGCAUUCUUCACAGCCAGACCAACCAAUCCUAAAAUUUGUAUGGAACCAGAAAAGACCCCGAAUAGCCAAAGCAAUCUUGAAAAAGAAAACCAGGAGAAAAGCACGAGGCAUCACAAUCCUGGACUUCAAACUGUAUUACAUAGCUGUAAUCAUCAAGACAGUAUGGUACUGGCACAAAAACAGACACUCAGAUCAAUGGGACAGAAUAGAGAACCCAGAAAUGGACCAACAAACGAAUGGCCAACUAAUUUUUGACAAAGCAGGAAAGAAUAUCGAAUGGAAUAAAGACAGUCUCUUCAGCAAAGUGAUGCUGAGAAAACUGGACAGCGACACGCAGAAAAAUGAACCUGGGCCACUUUCUUACACCAUACACAAAAAUAAACUCAAAAUGGAUGAAAGACAUAAAUGUAAGACAGGAAGCCAUCAAAAUCCUCAAGGAGAAAGCAGGCAAAAACCUCUUUGACCUUGUCUGCAGCAACUUCUUACUCAACAUCUCUUCAGAGGCCAGGGAAACAAAAGCAAAAGAACUACUGAGACCUCAUCAAAAUAAAAAACAUCUGGGGUGCCUGGGUAGCUCAGUUGAUUGAGUGUCUCACUUCAGCUCAGGUCAUGAUCUCGCCGUCUGUGAGUUUGGGCCCUGCAUCGGGCUCUGUGCUGACAGCUCAGAGCCUGGAGCCUGUUUCAGAUUCUGUGUCUCCCUCUCUCUCUGCCCCUCCCCUGCUCACGCUCUGUCUCUCUAUCUCUGAAAAAUGAAUAAACCUUAAAAAAAAUAAAAAUUAUAAAAAAUAGGGGCACCUGAGUGGCUCAGUAGAUUAAGCAUCUGACUUUGGCUCAGGUCAUGAUCUCAUGGUUCAUGAGUUCAAGCCCCACAUCGGGCUCUGUGCUGACAGCUCAGAGCCUGGAGCCUGCUUCAGGUUCUGUGUCUCCCUCUCUCUCUGCCUCUCCCCCUCUCACACUCUUUUUCUCUCAAAAAUACAUAAAUCUACAUACACACAUACAUACAUACAUAAAAAGCUUUUGCACAGCGAAGGAAACAAUCAGCAAAACUAAAAGGCAGCUGACAGAAUGGGAGAAGAUAUUUGCAAACGACAUAUCAUAUAAAGGGUUAGUAUCCAAAAUCUAUAAAGAACUCAUUAUACUCAACACCCAAAAAAACAAAUAAUCCAGUGAAGAAAUGGGCAAAAGACAAGAAUAGAUACUUCUCCAAAGAAGACAUCCAGAUGGCCAACUGACACAUGAAAAAAUGCUCAACAUCACUCAUCAUCAGGGAAAUACAAAUCAAAACCACAAUGAGAUACCACCUCACACCUGUCAGAAUGGCUAACAUUAACAACUCAGGCAACAACAGAUGUUAGCGAGGAUGUGGAAAGAGGAUCUCUUUUGCAUUGCUGGUGGGAAUGCAAACUGGUGCAGCCACUCUGGAAAACAGUAUGGAGGUUCCUCAAAAAAUUAAAAAUAGAACUACCCUAUGACCCAGCAACUGCACUACUAGGUAUUUGUCCAAGGGACACAGGAAUGCUGUUUUGAAGGGGCACAUGCACCCCAAUGUUUAUAGCAGCACUAUCAACAAUAGUCAAAGUAUGGAAAGAGCCCAACUGUCCAUCGAUGGAUGAAUGAAUAAAGAAGAUGUGGUAUAUAGAUAUACAAUGGAGUAUUACUUGGCAAUCAAAAAGACUGAAAUUUUUCCAUUUGCUACUACAUGGAUGGAACUAGAGGGUAUUAUGCCAAGCAAAAUUAGUCAGUCAGAGAAAGACAAAUAUCAUAUGACUUCACUCAUAUGAGGACUUUAAGGCUCAUAACAGAUGAACAUAAGGAAAGGGAAACAAAAAUAAUAUAAAAGCAGGGAGGGAGACAAAACAGAAGAGUCUCAUAAAUAUAGAGAACAAACUGAGGGUUACUGGAGGGGUUACUGGAGGCAGGAUGGGCUAAAUGGGUAAGGAGCAUUAAGGAAUCUACUCCUGAAAUCAUUGUUGCACUAUAUGCUAACUAACUUGGAUGUAAAUUAAAACAAAAACAAAAACAAAAACAAAAACAAUUACCCAUAAAAUCUUUUGAGACAGUAUUAACAAUCAUUUUAAGUUGUAUUUUUGUUAACAAAUUGCAACAGAGAUAACAUGAACUUCUUUGACUUCGGUAAACUUAGGUAGAGAAAGUUUUAUAUUUAAUGUUGAUAAUUUUAAAGACAGGUCUAUCUUAAUUAAAUCAAUAAACUUAAAUUCUUUUAAAUAUAUAUAUAUAUAUAUAUAUAUAUAUAUAUAUAUAUAUAUAUAUAAAAUCAACAUUGGACAAUUCAGUACCUGAAGAAAUUAGCUUCUGUGAAGAUCUGUCCUUUGAAAUCUAAAAUGGGGUCAUUUAUCAAAUAUAGUUUUAGCCUACUCAACAGAGUAUGCAAAGUUGGUAGCUGACUUUUAUAGGACAUCAAGCUAUUUACAAAAAUUAUUUCUUCAUCAAUAGAAAAAUCUGGAAAAAAAAGAAAUGUGAGGGAAUAAGAAAAAAAUCUAAAAGUUACACAACGGGAUCUAGAUAGUUACUGAAGUCAGCCAUUAGAUACAGCUGGGAUUUUCAAACACGCUUUAAAUUCCUUAGUUCUUCAUUGUAUUGUGCAUAUAAAGCAUGCUGCAUAGGAUUAGCAUAUAGGUAAAAGCUCAAUAGAUUUUAGCAUUACUUAGUACACUGAGUAGUAACCAAACAUCCUGAAAGAGUUGUAAUGCUUCAUUUUUUAUUUUUCAACAGAGAUUAGUAUAAUCAAAGGAGGAAAAUAUCUUAUGGCCUUAUGCUUCAAAACAACCAGGGGUAGCCUAAGCAAAGUUGUAAAGAAAUAAAAGCAUUUGACUUUUUCUGAACCUAGUGUUUUCUUUGCAUCAUUUUACCUCUUUUUUGUUUGUUUUUUAGUUUUUUACUUACUUGGAGAGAGAGAGAGCAAGUGGGGGAAGGGCAGAAAGAGAGGGAGAGAGAAAUCCCAAGCAGGCUCCACACUGUCAGCGCAGAGCCCGAUGAGGGGUUCAAUCUCACAGACCGUAGAAAUCAUGACCUGAGCCGAAGUGAAGAGCCGGAAGCUUAACCAACUGAGCCACCCAGGUUCCCCGAAUCAUUUUACCUCUUAAAGUCUCUAAUUCAUCCCCAGAGAUUCUGAGAUGUAGGGAAUGGAGAUGGUCUACAAAACCUACGAAUGAGAUUAACUCAGAUUCUAUCAUUGCAAAGAUAAAAAAAAAAAAAAUUGUUUCUAUUGUAAAAUAGAAGUAGAAAAUUAUAGUCGAUUUUACAAUGAAAGUUAUAUGGCAAGAUCUACUUGAGAAGUGUGAUACAUCUUAUAUAUUAGGAAAUACUAUAGCUAACAGUUAAUUGCUGGAAUAAAUUUCUCCUAUCCCCACCCUACGAUGUUCAAGUUACUUUAAAAUCUUAGCCAACUGUGUCAGUGCUUUAAACAGUUUCUGAGCCAAGGGAGAGAACAUAAAACUUGCUCCCGUUCUUCAGUGAGAUCCUGAGUGGAAAGAGGAAAAGGAAAAUGUAAGUUCGGAUGAAAAACUGCUCAGAAAGCCAAAUUUCAAAAGCAAAAGCCCCACUGAGGGAGGAGCAACAGUCUCUUGUUCUGGGUAGUGGCCUUUCAGUUAGGUACUUUUAGAAUGGCAUGAGAGACGAAUAGCAUGGAGUGAUGUCUCCCAUAACCAAUUACAUCACUGGUAUGCAUAUGUUUAAUAAAUAUGUGGUGUUAAAAAGGCAGCCAGGAAACAUCCCUUUGCCUGGUGCUACCUUGAAAUGCCAAGAAAACUUGUUCUAUAAACUGGCCUCCUAAGAGAUUACUUACUGAACCUGUUAAGUUCCUAAUAAUUUCAUGGCCAAGAGUUCCCAAUUUCAUGGCAUAGUUCUUUUAUAUACCAAAGAAAGCCAGCCAAUCAAUUCAAUGUCUAAAUAGGGCCUAUAUGAGACCAUUUAAGAUUGUUCAUUCGUACAUCCAUUCUGUAAGUAUUAACGAAGUCAUAUUCAUAGCAAAACCACAAACAACAUUUGUUUAUAGCCCGGUCUCCACCUUGCACUUCCAAACACAGGCCCUCUAGCCAUCUUCCCUUCCAACGGCUCAUCCUAGUAUUUCUGUGAGUGCAUGGAAACAUCUCCUAUCAGUUAUGAAGUCCUGUUUUCCAAGCACCCUUUUUUGAAAGAGCCACUUGAGGGCAGCAUCACACCAUAACGAAUGUUCUUUGUAACCAACCACACAAUAAUUGUUCUAGGAAGGGUACUACUUCCUAUAGUCUUAAGGUUAUACAACAUUUCCUGGAGUUCUUACUUUCUUACAGCUCUUCUACGUACCAACACGGAUAUGAGGAGACUGUUUUCUUCUAUUGUAAAAGAGUGUUAAAUUGUUAUAAAGAAACAAAAUUUUAGCUAGUUAACUAUGAAAAGCAACACAAAAUAGAGGUCUACUGACAGGAAAGACACGUUUAUUCUUGGCAGAAGAUUUUUGUGUCUUCCUAGGAAACCCAAGAUAACUAAAUGAAAACAAAUAAAGGAGUUCACUAGGUGUCUGAUAAAAAAAUAAAAUAAAAUCUAUGGUUUUCAAACAUAUAAAAACCUCAAAAAUUAAUGGAAAAAUUCAUUCAUAAUGGUGACAAGUAUACAAACAUUGAAGAAGCAACAUAACAAAAAUGUGCAGAAAGUAUAUGCAGGGAACUAAAACUUUAAUGAAGACCAUUAAAAACUGAAUAAAAGCCCCGAUAAACCAUUUUCCUGGCUAGUAAGACUAACUAUGGUAAAAAAAAAAAAAAAAAAAAAAAAAGUAAAAAAUCCCAAUGACAUUUCAAUUUGUCAAGAGAUCUGUUUUGGAAUGUGGAAAACUGAUUUACUGAAAGUAAAUCUGGAAGAAUAAGGACAUGAGAGUAGGGAAAAAAUUUUAAAAACAAAAACAUAUAUACUAUUAAUACAUGUUAUAAUUAUAUAUUAAAUAGUUAAAACUGUAUGAUACAAUUACAGAUAAAUCAAUAGAAUAUAAUAGAAAAUCCAGAAACAUUCUAAUGUGGGCAAGGAUUUAGCAUAUUUUGUAAGUGGCAUUUCUAGUCAGUAGAGAAAGGAAACACUAUUCCAUAAAUGAUACUGAGACAACUGCCAAACACAUUUGGAAAAAAUAUUUUGUAUUCUUACUUUUAUUUAUUUAUAUUUUUAAUGUUUAUUCAUUUUUUGAGUGAGAGAGAAAGAGAGCAUGAGUGGGGGAGGAGCAGAGAGAGAGGAGGGAGACACAGAAUCCAAAGCAGGCUCCAGGUUCUGAGCUGUCAGCACAGAGCCCAACACGGGCCCGAACCCACAAGCCAUGAGAUCAUGACCUAAGCCAAAGUUGGAUGCUUAACCAACUGCACUAUCGGGCACCCUGAUAUCUGUACUUUUAAAGAUAUACCAAAGUCUUAAGGAAAACCUUAAAGAAAAUAUGAAUAAACAUUUAUCUAAUUUAAGGAAGAAUUUUCUAAGUAUAAAAGCAAUGAAAGAAACCUUAAAAGAAAACAUUGAUGGAACUAGUUAAUUUCAAAUAUAUUAAACAUAUCUUUUGACAAAUAUGUCUUCUAUUCUUAUAUUUAAUAUAUAUAAUAGAAAAAUAGGGGCGCCUGGGUGGCUCAGUCGGUUGAGCGUCCAACUUCAGCUCAGGUCGUGAUCUUGCGGUUUGUGAGUUCGAGCCCCAUGUCAGACUCUGUGCUGACAGCUUGGAGCCUGGAGCCUGCUUCGGAUUCUGUGUCUCCUUCUCUCUCUGCCCCUCCCCCACUUGUGCUCUGUCUCUCUCUAUCAAAAAUAAAUAAAUGUAAAAAAAUGUUUUAAAAAUAGAUAAAAGUGAGAAUCAUUUCACAAAAUAAAAAUAUAUAAAUGGCCAGUAAACAUGAAUAAUUUUUAAAAUACAAGUAAAAACAUAAUUUUUGUCCAUCACAUUGGUUAAAAUAUAUUAACAUAAUAUCAGUAGUAAUAUAACCAAUGAUGAUAAGGUUGCUGUGAACAGGGUAUCCUCAUAUCAUGCUAGUGGACAAAUAGCUAAAAGAAAUACAUAUAUCAGAUAAUUCCACUUCCACAAAUUCACUCCAAGGAAAGAAUUGGAAAUGGAAGCAUACAUUCAUGUACAUAUUUGAAAUUAAAAACAUUAGUGGGGUGCCUGGGUGGCUCAGUCGGUUAAGUGUCCAACUUUGGCUCAGGUCAGUAAGAUCAGGUCAUGAUCUCACAACUCAUAUGCUGACAGCUCAGAACCUGGAGCCUGCUUCAGGUUCUGCAUCUCCCUCUCUCUCUGCCCUAUCUCUGCUCAUGCACUGUCUCCCAAAAAUAAAUAAACAUUAAAAAAAUUUUUAACUAAAAAAAAUUUAGUGUCCUCAAAUUGGGAGAUGUAUGAUACAUACAUAAGAUUUAAAACUGUAGUCAUUAAAAGCCAUGCUUUUUUUUAUUAUUUAAAUCCAAGUUAGUUAACAUAUAGGGCAAUAAUGAUUUCAGGAGUAGAAUUUAGGGAUUUCUCACUUACAUAGAACACCCAGUGUUCAUCCCAACAAGUGCUCUACUUAAUGCAUAACCUAUUUAGCCCAUCCCCCCACCCAACACCCCUCCAGCAACCCUCAGUUUGUUCUCUGUAUUUAAGAGUCUCUUAUGGUUUGCUUCCCUCUCUGUUUUUAUCUUAGUUUUGCUUCCCUUCCUUUAUGUUCAUCUGUUUUGUAUCUUAAAUUCCACAUAUGAAUGAAAUCAUAUGAUAUUUGCCUUUCUCUGACUUUUUUUUUUUUUUUUUUAAUGUUUAUUUAUUUUUGAGACAGAGACAGAGCAUGAGCAGGGAAGGGGCAGAGAGAGAGGGAGACACAGAAUGUGAAGCAGGCUCCAGGCUCCGAGCUGUCAGCACAGAGCCCGACGCGGGGCUCAAACUCACAGACUGUGAGAUCAUAACCUGAGCCGAAGUCAGACGCUCAACCGACUGAGCCACCCAGGCGCCCCUGACUGACUUAUUUUGAAAAGCCAUGCUUUUGAAGAUAACUAUGUGCUGAAAUGUUCCCAAUAUUAAUAUUUAAAAAUAAUAUAAGACAGACAAAAUAUGAUCUCAAGAGUAAAAUGACUUAUGUUUAGAUUGUAGAUUUGGAAGUUUUUAAUAAAGGGAUAUUCUAUAUAUUUAGAAUGUAGAUAUUUUUAAUAGACAUAGAAAACAUAAUUCAGUCCUCAUUCAUGAUCAAAAGCUCUUAGCAAACUCAGAACAGAAAGAGCUUCCUCAACCCAAUAAAUUCUUUCAACAUUUCACCAUUGAAACUGAUGUAAACACUGUAAAUGAUUCACCAUUGAAAUGGUAUUUACAUCAUUCUUAAUGGUGAAACAUUAGAGUUAUCUUCUUUACUGUCAAGAACAAGACAAAGAUGGCAACCAUCACUACUUGAAUUGAACAAUGUAUUGGAGGUCCUAGUCAGCACAAUAAGACAAAAAAAAAAAAAAAAAGAUAUAA